Messenger RNA from Paramecium sonneborni, 210 nucleotides. NCBI's taxonomy places the organism in Eukaryota, Ciliophora, Oligohymenophorea, Peniculida, Parameciidae. The record is from the annotation of a GenBank genome assembly.
AUGAUGUAAUGAUUUUAAAUUAAUAGUUAGGAUAAAAAACUAAUAAGACUUUGGAGCAACUUAAGAAAUAUAUUAGAGAUUCAUUAUUUUAAGAAUUUAUAGUAUACAAAUAAAACUUUAGUAAAUAGAAAAUAGAUUAUUUAGUUGAACGUAAAAUUGAUUGUGUUGAUAAUCUUGAUGUAAAAGGUUACAUCCUUUAACCAAAGAUGA